Frieseomelitta varia is the source of this 4235-nucleotide messenger RNA. RefSeq names its product vinculin (gene Vinc). The record is from RefSeq and is a predicted model, not a curated record. Gene Ontology annotation, biological process: cell adhesion. Lineage: Eukaryota; Metazoa; Arthropoda; Insecta; Hymenoptera; Apidae. Gene Ontology annotation, cellular component: actin cytoskeleton. The transcript is spliced from 21 exons. Gene Ontology annotation, molecular function: structural molecule activity; actin filament binding. The coding region runs from base 245 to 3439 and encodes 1064 amino acids.
CGAUUUUCUCGAAUAGUACAAUCGUAAUUCUUAAUCGUGAUCCAUUCACGGCUAGAAUUACGUACUCUCUCAUUCUAGUACGUCGGAUAAGUUGUUUCGUGUUACUUCGCGAAAUAAUUUCGUUUAGUUCUUAUUGUUGAUGUUUUCGUGUGCAAUUGUUUUGUUGAAUUUUCAAUCAAAUUCGUUUCAUCUGGAUACGUUCUAAUCGGUAUUUUUACGUUUUCACGUAACAAAAGCUGCUAAAAUGCCGGUAUUCCAUACAAAAACCAUAGAAAGUAUUCUUGAACCUGUCGCACAGCAGGUUUCGAGGCUUGUCAUCUUACAUGAAGAAGCUGAAGAUGGAAAUGCAAUGCCUGAUUUGGGAAGGCCUGUGCAAGCAGUUAGUAUGGCAGUAGCAAAUCUUGUUAAGGUAGGGAAAGAAACAAUUAAUUCCUCUGAUGAUGCUUUACUUAAACAAGAUAUGCCUGCUGCUUUACAACGAGUUGAAGGAGCUUCGCGUCUCUUGGAGGAGGCAUCUGCUAUGUUGAAACAAGACCCAUAUUCUGGACCAGCUAGGAAAAAGCUUAUAGAAGGUUCACGUGGUAUCCUUCAGGGAACUAGUUCCUUAUUGCUGUGUUUUGAUGAAAGUGAAGUACGUAAAAUUAUUAGAGAAUGUAAAAGGGUAUUAGACUAUUUGGCGGUCACAGAAGUUAUUGAAACAAUGGAAGAUUUAGUUCAUUUUCUUAAAAAUUUAAGUCCAUGCCUCAGUAAAGUAUCAAAAGAAGUAAGUGCUCGUGAAAAAGAGUUGACUCAUCAAGUUCACAGAGAAAUUCUAGUGCGCUGUUUAGAUCAGGUAAAAACACUUGCACCAAUCCUCAUCUGCUCUAUGAAAAUAUUUAUUCACAUUAUCUCUCAAGGAAGUAAAGGUGCAGAAGAAGCAGCUGAGAAUCGUAAUUAUUUAGCUGGCAGAAUGUCAGAUGAGUUAAAUGAAAUUAUUAGAGUGUUGCAACUUACAACUUAUGAUGAAGAAGAAUGGGAUGCUGAUCAAUUAACAGUAUUAAAAAAGGCACAAAGUGCUAUUGAAUCUAGAAUAAGAGCCGCUUAUGAUUGGUUAGAUGAUGGACUUGCUUUGCGCGGUGGAGUAGGAGAAAAGAGUCUUCGUCAAAUAGUUGAACAAGCACAACGAUUAGCAGAAAGAUAUCUUCCGCCUUCACAGGCAGAACCAUUGCAAAAAUUGACUUCGCAAAUUGUUACUAUGACCAACGCACUUUGUGAACUAAGACAAAAUGAAAAAGGAACUACGCCGCAAGCGGAAGCUUUAGCACGUAGUAUAAAAGAAAAAACAAACGAACUUCGCAGCUCUAUUGCCUCCGCUAUAGUUGCUGCUGAUAAGUCUGGAACCACGCAAACUGCCCACACAGUUGCAGGUCGUCUAGAGCAAGCAAAUAAAUGGCUUCUUAAUCCGCAACAUGAUGACAAAGGACUUGGUCAAAGAGCUAUAGCUUUAAUUAUACAGGAAGGAAAGAAGAAUCAGCAACACGUAGCAAGCGUUGCCGAGGGUCUGCCAGGCAUACAUAAAGCGGAAAUUUUGCAACUUUGCGAUGAGGUUGACAAUCUAUCCCAUCAACUUGGAGAUUUAUGUGCUCAUGGGCAAGGAAAUACACCUCGUGCCCAAGAAAUCGCGCGUCAGUUGUCGCACAAACUGUAUGAAUUGAAAAACAGAAUACAACAAGCUGUUAUAUCGAGAGUGGUCGAAGAUUUCAUCGAUAUAACGACACCUUUAAAACAAUUCACGGACGCUGUGUUAGCCCCAGAAGGCACUUUAGGCCGUGAGCAAAAUUUCAACGAUAAAACGCAUGCCCUUCAAACAUUUUCCAACAGGGCAGCAAAAACGGCUAGAAUGGUGGCCGCUGGUGGUAGUGGAGGUAACAAAAAAUUAGCAGAAGCGUUGACUGCAAGUGCUUCGCAAGUUGAAUCUUUAACACCGCAAUUAAUUAAUGCCGGACGAAUUCGAAUGACUUACCCGGACAGUAGAGCUGCAGAUGAACAUUUCGAAAAUUUGCGACAGCAAUAUGCCGAAACGAUGCAAAGAGCACGUGCAUUGUGCGACGAAGCAACUGACAGUGGAGAUUUCAUUAGAACUUCUGAGGAACAAAUGCAAAAGCAUUCGUUCCUGUGCGAAGAGGCUAUAGCAAAGAGUCAUCCACAAAAAAUGGUCGAUAAUACAGCUGCCAUUGCUAGAUUGGCUAACAGGGUAAUUCUUGUGGCAAAGCAAGAAAGUGAUAAUAGCGAGGAUCCCGCAUUCAUUCAGAGAGUGAAUCAAGCUACAGAUAUUCUUCAAAACAGUGUUGCUCCAAUGGUUCAAGAUGCAAAGUUGGUUGCAAUCAAUAUCAAUGACAGUAAUGCAAUUUCCCGUUGGAGGGAAAGUAAUCGUACACUUCUGUCUAACGUUGGACAAGUCCGUAAAGCUAUUGUAAUUCAACCAGACUUAAUACCUCCACCAGAGGUAUCGCAAUUACAUCUUAAUGAUGAAAAACAAUUGCCAAGCCGUCAAUAUAAUUACUUCAUAGAUAAAGUUGGUGAACCAUUAAGAAAUCAACCAUCGCCAAGCAAUUUAUGUGUCAUCAACUCUAGUCUAAAUACAAAUAAACCCCAACAUCGCUCUAUCAGCCCAUUACCAAAGUGGGCACGUGAAGGAGAUAACCCUGAUCUCCUAUAUCAAGAACUGGCUUCUGACAACGAGUUAGAAAAAUCAGUUCACGAUGGAGUCUAUUAUUAUGAUUGCGACAAUGAUGAUGAAGUCGUCCCACCGCGUCCACCUUUGCCUGGUGGAGAUAUUCCACCUCCACGACCUCCACCGCCUGAAACAGAUGACGAAGAUGAAAUGUUUAUGCACGCACCGCAGCCUAAUCAGCCUAUUAUGAUGGCUGCCCAUGGCUUACAUCAAGAAGUACGACAAUGGUCCAGCAAAGAUAAUGAAAUUAUUGCUGCUGCGAAGAAAAUGGCUAUUUUAAUGGGCAGAUUAUCAGGCCUAGUUAGAGGAGAAGGUGGUAAUAAAAGGGAUUUGAUCGCAUGUGCUAAGGCCAUUGCAGAAGCUUCUCAGGAAGUAACUCGUUUAGCUAAGGAGUUAGCUAGAGAAUGUACGGACAAACGUAUUCGUACUAAUCUUCUUCAAGUUUGCGAACGGAUACCUACUAUAGGUACACAACUAAAAAUAUUAUCAACAGUGAAAGCUACAAUGCUAGGUGCACAAGAGACGCUCCCCACCUGGGAAGAGUUGAUGCUUUAUGGUACUGAAGAAGAUCAAGAAGCAACAGAUAUGUUAGUUGGAAAUGCUCAAAACCUUAUGCAGAGUGUAAAAGAAACUGUUCGAGCCGCAGAAUGUGCCAGCAUAAAAAUACGUACCGCAUCUGGUAUGAAAUUACGCUGGGUUCGACGGCAGCCUUGGUAUCAAUAUUAAAAAAAAAAAUUGCAAUAAUGAAAGUGAAAUGUAACAGAUGGGUAAGAUUUCUUAAUACAUUUUGAUACAUUUUGAUCGAUUCCACAAUAUAUCAUAAAAGUGUUCUAAUGAGGGAUAACAUUCAAAUUCUUAAAACUGGUACAUAAUGGAAUUUAAAACAUAUGGGAUUUUUUUAUUCGUAAUUAAUUUUUAGAAAUAAAUAUUGAAAAUUUUAAAAAGUUAAGUAACAGUACUUCUAGCAGUAAUUAUGAAUAAAAAAGAAUGUAAACUUAAGUUUUUAUGGUUUUAUAUAUUCAGAUCCAUUUUAGAUGUUUGAAUGAUAUCCUCAAAAUAUUCACUGAUAUAAAUUUUAUCGUAUAAUUUAUACUUAUAACUAUACUGACUGCUAUAUUCAUUGUGUAGAAGUUAUAGUUGAUAAUGUGACAAACAAGCUAGUGAUUAAUACAAUUAGAAACAUAUUUCAUACGAAUUGAGAGAUAUAUCUCAAUCGAGAAAUAUUUUUAGAUGAUAUGUUGAAGAGAAUGCUUAAUUAACAAUCUUCAGAGUCUAUCUCUCUUAUAAAGUUUCAUUAAGAAUCAGGAAAUAGAAAAUAUAGAGAUGAUAAAGCUUAUGCCUUAUGCAAAUUACCAAUUUACUAUAUAUUUUUACUAGUAAUAAGUGUACUUCCCAUACGCGUUCGUGCGCGCCACACACCCAGGACCUACCAAUUUAAAAUCAGCACAAUUAAUAAAUAUAACAAAUUUUUAUCUACAUUUAUUAAAAUGCCAUAUGAAACCAAGAUAUAUUUUUGCAAAAU